AUGCCUGAUUCCAGCUCUCGCCCCGCAUCCCGGUCACCCGUCCAUGGUCAGAGCCAACCUCGCAAUUCAUUUCCCACGGCAACCAGACGCAUAUCGAACAGGCGGCAUGACUCGAGGGCCUCUGCACUAUCUGCGUCCACGGAAGAGUCCUUCAACGACACCGAAGAUGGUUCCGAAUCAGCAGCGCCGGCGCAGACCAUCCGAGAUGUGUCGCAAGCCUUCCGCUCCGGUCGACCGAGCCCUUACCAUAUGGCGGUCGUGACGCUGCUCGGCAGUCUAGCGAGUGGAAUGCCGCUCGCGUCCAUGUUCAAGGUGUACACCUACAUCAUGUGCGAGGUGUACGACCCCACCAUCCGAGACGAGCCCAUUGGCCACGGCGGCUCUUUUUUCCUCAGUGCGGUCCGAAACUUGUUCCUGACAACGGGACCGGCCAUCGAGACAACCAUGAAGCUGCCACCAGCACCGGAGCUCCCGAAUCCGCCCCGAUGCUCGCUGCCUUGGGUUCAGAAGUCGACAUCGUCCUACUCAGCUGCUAUGGUCACGGUAGGCGCUCUCCUCGGUCUCAUGACGCUCUCGAGAGCUUCGACCCUUUCGCGGCGAUUCGGACGCAAGCCGCUCUUGCUGAUCGCGCAUGCCGUCAUUGCAUUGGCGAUUCUCGUUUUCAGGUUCGCGGUCGUCCUGCCACCGGUCGCCGGUGCUGUCGUCCUAUACUGCGCUGUCGUGUUCUCGGAAGCCUCGGCGGGCGCACCGCUUCGUAUUGCCAUUCAGAAUUAUGUCGUCGACACUACGUCAGAAGCGCAACGAGCCGGCGCGCUCAGCUUCAUCGAAGGUUUCGGUCAGAUCGGCGCCUUUCCGUCGAGCGCUCUGGGCGGACUGCUCGCCAGCCUUACGAACGAGUUCUUCGCACCGUUCUACGCCGACUGCGGCUUGAUGCUGCUCGCCGUCGCAUACAUUCUGCUGCUCGUCCCGGAAAGCAAGCCAGGGGCCGAGCACACCUUCGUCGACCAGUGGCUGCAUUCGGACGAAGUCGAAUCUGGUUCAUCGCAAGAAGAUCAGGAAGUCCCUUCACCCGCCGUAGAAGGGGACCAGGAUGGCGAGCAAGACGAUUCGCACAUGACAUGGCCGACGGUGCAUUCGGAUCGCGACACUUCCAAGCUUCAUUGGCGGUCGAGGCUGCGCAAGCUCAACUUUCUGCGUCCGCUCGUCAUCUUUUGGCCCCAGCGAAGGCACUAUACACCGACAACGGAGCAGGAUAUCAUCAAUGCCCCGUUGCAACGUUCGCGUGAUCAGAGGCAAGACCAGGAUCGAGACGACUUGAAUCGAGGACAGCACACUGAGCUGACCCCUGGCAUGCAUAAGCUGGAAAGCAGGAUGGACUUUCGUCUGCUCAACCUCGCCGCUGUGGUGGUGUUCGAAGAGACCUACCAGGCCUUCAUGGUGCCGCUGCUGCUUUUGUACAACAGCGAGCGAUUCGGAUUCGACGUGUUGCAGAAUGGGUACUUGGUCAGCGUGCUGCAGAGCACGCGAGCGCUCUUCCUCACCGCCAUUUUCCCUCCCGGAGUUGCGUUGGCGAGGCGAUAUGUAGCCAAGCUUGGACUGGCUCGGCGUCGCAAGCAGAUCAAGAAGCUGAAGGAGGCCGCUCGACAGCAGCGCCGAAAGGCUCGAGGAGGGCAGAGCGGCGACGGAGGUGCCGCAGACAGAGACGAGCGCUCGCCCCUGCUUCGAAACGGCUCCAGCAGUCAGUACGACGGCAUCACAAGUCGAGACUAUGGUCGAGCCAGCAGCGAUGAUGCUCGUAUUGGGGGCGAGGGCGAGUCGAGACAGGCGCGGCGUCGCCCUUCGUACAAGUCGACCGCCUCGCCGAGCUACUCGAAGUCGAAAAGCAACCAGCGAAGUUCCAUGGCCUCUGGAUUUUCGGUGGGCAGCCGCAACUGGGAGACACACUCGAUCUUUACCAGUUCGGCGUCGGACCUGAUCAAGCGGAUCCAGCGGGGCAAGCUCGACAUUUCGAUCAUGGUCGCCUCCUAUCUCUUGGCCACGGCAUCGUUCCUGGUGAUGGCAAGCUCUGCGAAAGCACCUACCACGUCGCCUCGGCCGAGCAGCUCUGCAUCUGAGGAGGGUAGGCAAGGACUUUGGUGGUCCAGUCCAUGGAUCCCGCUGGUGCUCUCGGUGGUGCUGCUGCAAAUCUCGUCUGGCUCGACAUCGGUCCGGACAGCGUUGGUGGUGAAUGCCGUCUCGGAGGACGACCAGACGAAAGCAUUGGCAGCACAUCAGAUUUUGGUGACGGUGGUGGCGGCAGUGGUCCCGCUACUGACUUCCUUCGUGUUUGGCGUCGCUCUCGAAAGAGGACACCCAGAGAUGGUGUGGCUGUUUAAGGCCAUGUUUGCGGCGCUUGCGGCUGUUGGCGCUGUGGGCCUGUUCUGGAGUCACAAGGGAUUCUACGAGAAGGCGCACGAUGAAGAGGACGAGCAUGACGAUGAUGAUGAUGACGAUGAGGACGGAGAAGGAGAAGGAGAAGAGAGGAGAUAG
Messenger RNA from Kalmanozyma brasiliensis GHG001, 2529 nucleotides. RefSeq names its product Major facilitator superfamily. Gene Ontology annotation, cellular component: membrane. The coding region runs from base 1 to 2529 and encodes 842 amino acids. Gene Ontology annotation, biological process: transmembrane transport. Lineage: Eukaryota; Fungi; Basidiomycota; Ustilaginomycetes; Ustilaginales. Gene Ontology annotation, molecular function: transmembrane transporter activity. The record is from RefSeq and is a predicted model, not a curated record. The transcript has a single exon.